This is a messenger RNA of Epithele typhae, 756 nucleotides long. RefSeq names its product triose phosphate isomerase. Gene Ontology annotation, molecular function: triose-phosphate isomerase activity. Gene Ontology annotation, biological process: glyceraldehyde-3-phosphate biosynthetic process; gluconeogenesis; glycolytic process. Bases 1 to 756 code for a protein of 251 amino acids. NCBI's taxonomy places the organism in Eukaryota, Fungi, Basidiomycota, Agaricomycetes, Polyporales, Epitheliaceae. The transcript has 6 exons. The record is from RefSeq and is a predicted model, not a curated record. Gene Ontology annotation, cellular component: cytosol.
AUGGCGCGCCAGUUUUUCGUCGGCGGCAACUUCAAGAUGAACCCGGUCACCCGGGACCAGAAGAAGGCCCUCAUCAAGAUCCUCAACGAUGCCACCGUCGACCAGAACGUUGAGGUCGUGAUCUCGCCGCCCGCUCUGUACCUCAUCCCGGUCAAGGACAGCCUUCGCUCUGACUUCAAGGUCGCCGCCCAGAACUGCUACGUGAAGGACUCGGGCGCGUUCACCGGCGAGAUCAGCCCGCGCCAGCUCGUCGACGCCGGCGUGCCCUACGUGAUUCUCGGCCACUCGGAGCGCCGCACGCUCUUCGGCGAGACCUCGAAGCUCGUCGCGGACAAGACGCAGGCGGCGAUCGCCGCCGGGCUCUCCGUCAUCCUCUGCGUCGGCGAGACGCUCGAGGAGCGCGAGGCGGGCAAGACGAAGCAGGUCGUCGAGGCCCAGCUCACGCCCGUCGUCGCCGCGCUCAAGGAGGCCGACUGGAGCAAGGUCGUGGUCGCGUACGAGCCCGUGUGGGCGAUCGGGACGGGCAAGGUCGCGACGUCGGCGCAGGCGCAGGAGGCGCACGCGGACAUCCGCGCCUACCUCGCGUCCGCGGUCUCCUCCGCGGUCGCGGAGGGCACGCGCAUCAUCUACGGCGGGAGCGUCAACGCGGGGAACUGCAAGGAGCUCGGUUCGCAGAAGGACGUCGACGGCUUCUUGGUCGGCGGCGCGUCGCUCAAGCCCGAGUUCGUCAACAUCGUCAACGCGAAGCAGGCGUGA